CGUUGAGCGAAUCGGACGUGCGAUCGGAAGUUGUGUGCGCUGGAAAUUCAAUAACUGUUUGGCGCCCUCGUCGUGUUAAUUGCUACCUUUAUUUAUUUACGCGUAUUGUUUUUUUUUCUUGUGUGUUGACUGUUUUUCUAAAAAAACAAAAAACAAACCAGUGAGUUAGUUUUGUAUAUCUAUCCGGGUUUUGUUUAACGAAAGAUUCUCGAAAUUCGUGCCAUCGCCGAGAAAAAGAGAAAAGAAGCAGAAAACCAGAGAGAGAAAGAGGAGAAGGUGGAGAGAUUUAAAGCCGAGGAUUACGUAUCUGGGACGGCUGGCUGCCCUUCUGAAUAAAUCGCAGCAUCUGUUGCACAGAGAUGCAUCUGUAGGAUUGGCCCUCUCCCGAGCUAGAGACCAUAACCGACCAUAAAGACUUUAGAGAAGAAAUGGCAGACCAUAAACUGAUACCAGCACUGACCUUGACCCUCAUGGUGACCCUCACCCUCGUGGGCAGCCUUCGGGCCUCCAGCGAAAUCAGCUCCUCGGGCUCCGAUCCCUUGGGCGUCUACUUUGAGCGGGCACCCGAGUCGGCGGUGGCGCCCAAGGACGACGAGGUGGUCUUCGAGUGCGAACUGAACCUGAAGCCCGACAGUCUGGAGUGGCGCUUCCGGCGGAGUGGCUCCACGGAGCCGUACCGCUACCUGCGACCCUCCGCCGGCUACAAUGUGACGAGCGGCAACGAGGACCGGGCCUGGCGGCUGAGGAUCUACGUGGGACCCCAUACCGUAGGCGAUUACCAGUGCGUGGCAUGGUACGGACCCGGAGCCCUGGCCUCCACGCCGGCCCGUCUGUCGCUGGUGACCCUGGCCCUGGAUACGAGUGCCGGGAACCGGGGUGGGUCCAUUCGGUGGAGUGUGGCGCCCAAGAACUGCAUCCUGAUUCGGUGUGGGAGUGUCAUCUCGAAUCCGCCGGCCAUCUGGAGCUUCUACCGGAACGGCGAGAAGGUGCCGCAGACGGAGCUGCUUUCGGGAGCAGCGGGGGCUCUGAUCCUGGACUCGGUGACGGCCAAGGAUGCCGGCAACUACACCUGCGCGGCCACCAAUGCGAUCACCGGCCAGAAGCUCGACCUGCCCCAGACCAUUGAGCUCCGGGUGGACUACACGGAUCGCACUCCCCCCUACUUCCUGCAGCGCCCGCCCACGGAUCUGUCCACCCGCCCUGGGGAAACCAUCGUCCUGGAGUGCCCGGGCGUGGGGUCGCCACGACCCACUGCGGUCUGGAGCAGUCCCAACGUCAUCCUCAAUCCCAAUCGCACCAAGAUCCUGCCCUACGGCCUGCAGAUCACCGACGUCCGGCCGGAGGACCAGGGCUCGUACGUGUGCCUGCUGGACAACGGCCACGACGCCCUGAUGCACAUCAUCAAGCUGAGUGUCCUGCAGCGGCCGGUGAUCCUGCGCGGCCCCGCCUCCACGCUGACCACCGAGGGCGAUCGCCUGGUGCUCGAGUGCUCCGCCUCCGGCAACCCCCAGCCGGACAUCUACUGGCUGCUGAACGGCGAGGACGCGGCCAGCGAUGCGGAGGCCCACGUGGACAAUCGAAGCCUGCAGCUGAACAAGGUCCAGAAGCGCCAUGCCGGCGUGGUCCAGUGCUUUGCCAAAAACAUCCUCGGCGAGACCAGCGAGGGCAACAUGCUGAAGGUGACUCCCCUCCAGAUCACCGGCGAGGGCGACAAGCCCCUCGGAGGAGUGCCCGUGCGGCCCAUGCACGAAUCCCAGGGCGGAGCCUCCUCCACGCCCUCCGGCGGCGGCAAGAACAAGGGCAAGCGGAAGUACAUCCGCCUUGGAGCCAACAUGGUGCCACCGUCCCGCCCCAAUGUGACCCGCCUCUCGGACGAAGCUGUUAUGCUGCGCUGGAGCGUUCCCCAAAACGCCGGCCUGGCCAUCGGCUACUUCAAGGUCCAGUACCGGAUGCUGGGCGACGCCACUGGCACCAUACCGCGGGACACCUGGCAGACGACCAGCGAGAACAUUCCCUACAGCUACGGCUCGAAUACCAAGAGGCCCCGCGGCCGGGACAGAGAUCGCCACGACCAGCACGAUGCGGUGGUUAAUCCUCCGAAGAACUUCACCUACUCGGUGAUGGGCCUGCUGCCGGAUAGAUUCUAUCGCUUCCGGAUCGUGGCCGUAUACUCGAACUACGACAACAAGGAGGGCAACACCUCAGUGAAGUUCUUCCUACAACGCGGCUCCGCCAAGUCCAACUUGCCGGUGCCGGAGCUUCGCGAAGUGGAGGCCUACUCCGAGUCCGCCGUCCUCCUGCACUGGUCGCUGGUCUCCGAUGGCGCCACGUCCCAGAUCGAUGGCUACUUUGCCUACUACCGACCCGCGGACUCGGCGGGCGAGUAUCUGAAGGCCACCGUGGAUGGGGGACACACCAGGAGCUUCAAGAUCGACCAGCUGCUACCGGGUACGACCUACGAGUUCAAACUACAGUCCUUCAAUGCGGACGCCGCCUCAGAGUUCAGUGCCAUCCGGCAGGCCAAGACCAAGCAACUAAGCGAUCCGGCAGCCACCGCCUUGCCCACCACUCCGGUGACGGUCCAGCAGCAGAACUCCAUUCUUCCGGUGAUUGCCGGAGCUGCCGGCGGAGGCCUCCUGCUCUUGAUAGCCACUGUGGUGGCCUGUCUCUGUCUCAGGCGCAAAAAUGUCCAGCCAGAAGAGGAAAACAAACCCAACUUGGAGCACAUUCAAGCCGACUUUGUGACCUCGGCGGUCCUGGGUGUCGGCGGUCACCACAAAAGCGGCGAUGUACGGCGUCUGAACGGCGUGAUUCCCCGCAUGAACAUCACUCCGAAUCCCCUGGCCCAGGAGGCGGCCUCCGACAAGAACCGCAACGUGAUGGAGCUGCGCUUUCUGCCGCCACUAUCUGCCGCCAAUGGCAAUGGCAACGGGAGCCUUCCCGCACAGAUGGAGGACCACAUGGCUUCCGGAGAGGAGCGGAAAGAGCAGCAGACCGAAGAGAAUGAGGAGGAGGAGGAGAUGGAGGAGGACGACAGGGAAGAGGACUCGCCACGGCCGGCGGCAGCCUCGUCCUCCUGCGAAACGCUCGAGGCCUGCGACGAGGGCCUGAAGCUAGGUCUCAGCCCCAAGCCGGAGCCGGGUCGGAGUCCGGAGUCUGCCCUGGAGGCGCCCAGCAAGCCGCUGCCGCCGCUGCCCAAGAAACCAGCCGCGAAUGCUGGCCAAGCAACCUCUGGCCUGCACCAGAACGGCCUGCACCACGCCCAGCCCUACCAUCCGCCCGGCACGCCCACUCUGCUCCACAAGCGCCUCGACUACCACCAGCAGCCGCCGCCAGUGCCACCCCACUCGGCAUACUACCAGCAGGCGCCCGCCCACCAUCACCAGCCCUCGCCCAUGAUGGAGCGCAGCGUCCGAGGACUCCAGCAGCUCCAGCAGCAGCAACAGCAUCACCUGCAGCAGGCUGGGGGCUACCACAUGGAGGAGGGCACUCCCACGCCCUCGAGGAUUCCCUCGCUGAGGCGGCAGCGUCGCACCUCCGGCAGCCAGCACAACAGCCACAGCAAUCUCAACCUGAACCACAACAACAACAACCUGCCGCCGCACCACCAGCACCUGCACCACCACCCCGGCCAUCCCGGUGGCCUGGUGGGGAUACCCAUCGUGCCGGGCAGCCCGCGAGUCCAGCGCUCCCCCAUGCCGAGCCGGGCGAUGAUCAAGAGGACGCGGCUGGGCAGCCACACGGACAACAUAUCCUCCGGCAGUCUCAACAGUAUUGAGGUGUAAAGCUGAGGCAGGAGCCAGGAGCAGGAUCCAUGGAAGGAAGACCACUUUAGGAUUAGGAUUAGGAGCCGAAGUGCGAUGUGUAUUAUUAUGAAUAUUCGUAGAACAGGCCGGCGGAGCUGUCGAAUCCUAUUCUCUUAAGAUUCAGUUCCAUUUUCGUAGUUAGGAUCUAGUUGUUAAAAGUAGCUUUAAGCCAUCAUUACACGUGGAACUGUUGAUUCUGGCCAGUUCCGGCCUGAUAGUCAAUAGAGUUAUUAAUUAUCCUUUUUUUUUUAUUGAAAUAAUUAACUUUUAUGUUCUGCAACUCCUUGGAGGAGGAGGCAGCUCGAAUAAGUCCUGUACGUAGCUCUAGGCUAGACCUGUAGUGUUAUUUAUUUAUUGUCGGACGACUCGAAUCGAUUAGUUCAACUAGUGGCUAAGAUCCUAGGCCCUAAGCACACGUAACUCUCGCGAAUUGUGACUAAUAUUCACCCACAUCUCGUAUUUCUUACACCACCCAUAAAGCAAGCAUCCUAAAUUAGCUAUAAGUAACAGUUUAAAACGCAACUAUACCAAUUUUUGGAUUAAAAAUUUUAAAAA
This is a messenger RNA of Drosophila bipectinata, 4361 nucleotides long. RefSeq names its product brother of ihog (gene boi). Gene Ontology annotation, molecular function: protein binding. Gene Ontology annotation, biological process: cell-cell adhesion. Gene Ontology annotation, cellular component: plasma membrane. The record is from RefSeq and is a predicted model, not a curated record. NCBI's taxonomy places the organism in Eukaryota, Metazoa, Arthropoda, Insecta, Diptera, Drosophilidae.